Messenger RNA from Klebsormidium nitens, 1322 nucleotides. NCBI's taxonomy places the organism in Eukaryota, Viridiplantae, Streptophyta, Klebsormidiophyceae, Klebsormidiales, Klebsormidiaceae. The record is from the annotation of a GenBank genome assembly.
CCUCUGAGUCUUUGGCCCCUUGCCACUGUUGGGCCUUUUUGCCAACUUGCCCAAUGCCAAUUUGCAAUGGAUGAAACACACAGCAUAGGAAGAGAAAGGCGCUUUGAAGAACCCAAGCUGAGACUACUGGGUGUAUACUUUUGGCAGAGAUUUCUGCAAAGCAGCUAAAGGGGCCGUCCCAGACGGUUGGUGUCUGGAAGGGCAAACACUGCAUUGGCGGGCGCCACGACAAUGGUGUGCAUACGGCAAGCAACGUGUGAGGACCUGAUUGCUAUGCAGAGCUGUAACCUGAUGUGUCUGCCGGAGAACUAUCAAAUGAAGUACUACUUGUACCACAUUCUGUCCUGGCCCCAGCUGCUGUAUGUUGCGGAGGACUACAACAACAAGAUUGUGGGCUACGUCCUCGCCAAGAUGGAGGAGGAGACGAGCGAGUGCCACGGCCACAUCACGUCCCUGGCCGUGCUGCGCACCCACCGCAAGCUGGGCCUGGCCACCAAGCUCAUGAGCGCAGCGCAGCGUGCGAUGGAGGAGGUGUUUGAGGCAGAGUACGUGUCGCUGCACGUGCGCAAGAGCAAUCGUGCCGCCUUCCAUCUCUACACCGAGACGCUCGGAUACAGGAUCAAUGACAUUGAGGCCAAGUACUAUGCGGACGGGGAGGAUGCAUACGACAUGCGCAAGUACUUGCGGGGCAAGCCGCCACAGGGUGCCAAGAAGGACAAGAAAGCGCUGCCAGCGCCAGCGCCAAACUCUGAAAAGAACAGUAAGCAGAGCUCACGAGAGGAGCCCGAGAAUGCGGAGAAAGCAGGCGGCACGCCUGAGCCUAGAAGUAGCACCGCAGGUGAGGCCGAAGAGCUGGAAGACAGUCUGCCAGGAUUGAGCGAGUCGACUCGAAGUGGGAACGACGUGUUUGCAGAGUCGCGAGACAGUUCCUUGGGCGCCUCGAGCAUAACGGACAGCGAAAGUAAGGGGGCUUCUAAAGCGAAGGGAAGAGAAGCUGCUAGAACACCCUCGUGAAAAGUCUGCCAUGCAAGCUUUGCAUCAUCCUCUCUUGAUGACAAGACGUUGGAAGGUCACCUCUUGGAACCGCAUCGACAGCCCACUAUAUGGUCGCGGAGGCGAUCGACAUUGCAAAGGCGCCACCUGGGACUGAAAAUUCCAUGCUUCAGAGGGCCUGAAGUUUUUGAAGCCUGAGACAUACAAUCAACGUAGCGACUUUUCAUGACCGUGGUCAAUUGUAUAGACGACGCAGAAAUGAACUCGAGAUCGUGAUAUUUGCGAUCUGUCACGCUCCAAGAACGUACAAGGCUCCAUGACACCAAUAC